This is a messenger RNA of Beauveria bassiana ARSEF 2860, 306 nucleotides long. RefSeq lists its product as uncharacterized. The coding region runs from base 1 to 306 and encodes 101 amino acids. The transcript has a single exon. Lineage: Eukaryota; Fungi; Ascomycota; Sordariomycetes; Hypocreales; Cordycipitaceae. The record is from RefSeq and is a predicted model, not a curated record.
AUGUCCCCCAACUUGACGCUGGCCCUUAGACAGACGUUUGCUGAUAUCCUCCAGCCCGGAGCGCCUCCGCACCGCGGCGCCUCGUCCGACGAGAUGCCGAGCAGCCUGCCGCCCACCACCCGUGACUACAUUGGUCGCACAGCAGGCUUUCCUGAGGUGAGUUUUGGCGACGAUCAUGAUUCACUCGCAAUCGGGUUGGACAGGGUCCAAGUGCUCCUGGGGGUCAAUGUCAUCCGGGAAGACACCGAAGAGCGAGGGCGUGCAAGAGGACAUUUCUUUGUCCGUGACCGUUGUUGCAUGCUCUGA